This is a messenger RNA of Adineta ricciae, 3504 nucleotides long. Lineage: Eukaryota; Metazoa; Rotifera; Eurotatoria; Adinetida; Adinetidae. The record is from the annotation of a GenBank genome assembly.
AUGGCAACAAAUAAUAUAAAACUAACCGCACCAGAAUCAAAACUCAUUCAAUACACUCAAAUUGAACUGAAAGAUCCCAAUGAUGCCUACUUAGAGUCAUGCUUUGCAGCUAUCCAACAGAACCGUUAUACAAUCGACUCAAACAUUCUUGUUCAAAUUGGUCAAACCAAUAAAAAGUCGAAAGAACAUAUAUCUCAUGCUCUGCUCUAUGGAAUACUCACGGAUAUCAAUAACAAAGCGAAAUGUUUCCAAGAUCUUCUCGCUCUCAACGGUACAAAUCUCGCAUCGAGUAUUGCCAUUCUCGAAGCUUUGAUAACCAAGAACUGGCAUCGAAUCUACGACCAUGUUCGUCAACAAUUACUAUGGUUCCUCCGUGAAACCUUUGCAGCGAAUAUCGAUGGAAUCGAUCGUCUUUAUUACGUGUUCUUGCGACAGAUCAACCCACAUCAACAAUGUAUAGAUUUAUGUGAUACAAUCAUUGAAUUACUUUCUAUUCAUCAAUUAUUUUUGAAAACUUAUCCGGAAAUGAAAUUAUUAACAAUUUAUACAUUUCUUUCGAUUUUUCCAAUUUACCUUCGCCGAAAAGGUCAACAACAACGGCAGAUUGAGUUUGUAUUGAAUCUAACACGCGACAAUCUUCACUGCCUUGGUCGUGAUGCUAUUCGUCUACUAAUACAAUUAGGACAUGUUCGUGAAGUCGAUGCGUUUCUUAAACAUCUCUCCUCGACCGUAUCAAAUGAUUUUCUACCAAAAAUUCUUGCUUUACAAACUGAACCGAAAUAUCUCGCGCUGCCAUUAUCAUUCAAUCUGGAGAAACAUCUUCGUUACCUCUUGGAUACGUGUCAAGCAAACAGUCAAGAAAAAUACUACUUCGAUUGGUUUCAAAAUCAAUAUUUGAAUUUCAAACAACAACCUGAUUCCAUCUAUUUAUGCUCACACAUCAUUCGAUAUGUUUGUGUUAUCUGUCGAAAUCCAAUGGCACCCAAUCGAGUCGCUCGUUGGACGUUUAUCUCUUGGUUACUCACACAAUUGUAUAAUUAUCAACAAACACUACAACAAUCAAUUAUCUCAGCGAGUCAAACAGCCAUGAAUGCAGCGGCAGUUGUUUCCUCGCCAUCACCGCUAUUGAUACAGAUCAAUGAACAACUUGUUCAAUGUCGCUUAGCGAUUUACUAUGACUGGUUCUUGUUCGAUAUGAGCAAUUGUCAACCGAUGACAAAUGAGUACGAUGUGCAAAUGAAUUCCGCGAUUGUGGGAUAUCAUCUCCUAACUGUUUCAUACUAUUAUGCAAAACACAUGUUACUGUUUCUGCUACAUACGUCGGAAACUCUGAUUUCGUCGUUGAAAGCCUUUCUCCAACAAAAUGUCGCGAGAUUAUUUCUGGAAUUAUUUCAACGAAUACCGAUUCUUAAUUCACAACAACUGUUACAAAUGUUUACACACGACCGAGAUACAUAUCAGCGUUUAUUGACAAGUUUCUUUACGUUGACAUUGUCACCGCCAACGACAAGUAUUCUGUCCAACAAUGAUGAAGUGAUAAUUGUUAAUGAUGAUAUUAAUCCAAAUGCUGCAAUGCCAGCAGGUAACGACGAAGAAUCCGGUGACAUUAUGAUUAUGUCUGCCAAUACGACUGCAGCACCGAGAUUUUCCGAUGAUGAAGAUGAUGAUGAAUAUGACCCUCAAUUGAAUGCGCAGAAAAACUUCAAUCCCGAUUACGACGACGACGAUGAUGAUGAUAUUUUGAUGAUUAACGAUGAAACACAAGCAUCUGCAGAUAUUUAUAAUACAAAUAUAUGUCGAAAGACGUUUCCAUUCGAACGAUUUCGUUCGUUUAUCAAUGAAAAUCUUCAGCAAUUAGCUGUAUCCUAUUCCGUUGCAACCAAUCGAAAUAAGACAUCUUUGUUAACACAAAUAUGUAAACAACUUGCUCAAUCGUUAAGUGAUAAGCGUCCGUUGGUUUUUCAAAUCGAACCCUGCGAGCCAGCUGGACCGGUCAGCUCCUAUGCAAUGAUCAAAUUCGAAAGGGCAAGUGAUAAAUUUCAAUCACGUUUAUUAACCAUAUUCGACGAACACACAAUCGUCCACGCGCUCCUUUGUCUUUGGUUGUUACGUGAUUCAUUUCAAAGUCGUCUGCUGCCUUCGCUGAGAACAUCCCAGGCGAAUAAGAAUAAUUCUAUGUUAGAAAGCGACUUUCGUAACAUACCAAACCAGAAAUUAAAACGAUCGAUACAAAAACUGCCGAUUUAUAGCUUGUUUCGCUGUAUCAAAGAUAAUUCACAAAAUCAGGAUGUUUAUAUCAAACUGACUCAAGCGAUGUACUUCUUUCAACCAGAAUUAGCAUACAUAUUUCUAUAUUAUCUCUCCAUUGAUAUCGAUGAUAUGAAACUAGCAGGAGAAAUUUUCGAUAAAUUUGCCAGGGAAAUCAUUAAAUUGAGUAGUAGUUACAGAAAAUUGGCCAUUCCACCAGCAAAAGUGCCCACUUAUGAUCAAGAUUUUAUUGAUUUCAUUCAUGAAAUCUUAGCCCAAUGUGAACAGGAUGAUACCGAAACAUUCCUUUAUCUCUAUUCGUAUAUCUAUCGACUCUAUCCGAAAAAAGUCUUCAAUAAUAUCAAAUUAAUCCGUCUACUUUUACACACAAUCAACCCAUUCGAAACCAAACAAUUUAUCUUGGAUAUUCUCAAAAACCGUUUACAAUUAUUCAAUUCACACAAACUCUAUUCGAUUGUCGAUCAAACAUUAUUAUUCUCUCAAACCGAACAAGAAGAUUUUUGGAAAUUACUCGGUGCGCACGAUUUCGUUCAAGACGAGUACGAACAAUUAUUCACAAACAUCAUCGAACAUCUUCUCAAUCAAACGAAAUCGGUCAUUGGUGAGCAACGCUUAGCGAAAUCAGUUCACUAUACAACCUAUCGUAACACGAUCGCAUUGGCAAAUGUCUUUGACAUACUGAAAAACAAACUUCCAACUUACGGUCUUGUUUGUUGUCUGUUCGCUCAUGAAUUGACAAAGAAUUUUUCCGAGAAACUUUGUCUUCUAUGGCAUGAACAACAUCACGAUAUCUUCUGGCGUCAUCUCGAACGUAUUUUACAAAAGUGGAUACAACGAGAGAAUGAUCCGACAAAACAGAAAGUUGAUUAUAAAAUCGGUACGAUCAAGAUGGCAAAUGAAAAUGGACUGAAGUAUAUUUUACAACAUUUACAAAUUCUGUUGGAAAAUCACGCGACUAACAAUCCAGAGAAUAAACUUGAUCAAGAUGAUUUACAAGAUCGAUUAACAAUCGACGAUCAUCCAAUGAAUAUUCCGUUAUCAACGUCAACCAUUAAAUCAUUAGUUAAUUGUAUUCACAAACAUGAACAAUUAUAUACGGAGAAGAAAACCUUUGUCGAUCGAUUUGAAAAUGGAAAUUCAGUUUUACCACCACCAGCACCGGCAUCAUCGUCAGCUGCGGCAACGACGACAACGACUACGUCAGUGAAACGACGAAAAUUAGACAAUAAAUCCUAG